AUGUGGUGGUGUACUGCAGCCGAUUGUUUUACGUACAAAUUGUCUCCGAAACACGAAGAAGAUUUGCUAGCCGGCAGACGCGUACCAACGAAGCGUGAAGUACUUCGCACACUUAUGGCGAUUUUCGAUCCGCUAGGAUUUCUUUCAAAUCUACUUAUCUUCCUCAAAAUACUGCUGCAGGAAAUUUGGAGGAGUUCAAUUGGAUGGGACGAAAAAAUACCGAAAAAACUUUUUGAUGACUGGCUACAGUGGCUUAGCGUGUUACCAACAGUUCAAAACAUCAAAAUUCCCCGCUGUUAUCGCUCGAAAAUAUCGUUUGAUGAGAAUACAUCGAUAACCUUACACACAUUUGUUGAUGCAAGCGAAUUAGGAUAUGCGGCUGUAGUUUAUCUUCGAUUCCAACAGGGAAACAGAGUUGAAGUUGCCAUUGUAUGGGCUAAGGCUCGAGUAGCACCCUUGAAGUUUCUUUCAAUACCGCGUAUGGAACUACAGGCAGCAGUUAUUGGGACCAGCUUGGCUGAUUCUGUUGCGAAGGCACUAUCGUUCAAGACGAAGCAACGGUUCUUUUGGAGUGAUUCCCGAAACGUUCUUUGUUGGAUAAGAUCAGACCACCGCCGAUACUCACACUACGUUGCUCAUCGGGUCAGUGAAAUUUUGGAAACCACACAAAUUAAGGACUGGAAAUGGAUAUCCACCAAGGACAACGUUGCAGAUGAAGCUACGAAGUGGCAACGCUUACCUGAUCUUAACAACCAAAGUCGAUGGCUAAAUGGUCCAGACUUCCUGAGAGAAAACGAAACGGCGUGGCCAAGCGAGCACUUUGGGAAGGAGUUUACGGAAGAAGAGCUUAGACCGAAUAAUUCUUGUAACGUGCAUAGCAUAUUUCCUGUUAAUCGUUUACGACCAGAUAAUUGUAGGAGUUGGAAUUUUCUCAGGCGAACUGCAGCCUGGGUUCUGCGAUACAUUGCCAACCUCAAAAUUAAAGAAGAAUUUAAGAAGAAACGCGAACUGGGACCACUUUCCGGCAAAGAAAUCCACCGAGGGGAGGUUUUAGCGUUUAGAGAAGCCCAAAGUGAGCACUUCGAUGGCGAAAUUAGUUUACUAAGCUCAACAUUACCUUCCCCGUCUCAAAUACCGAAAUCAAGCUCAAUAUAUAAGCUUUGGCCAUUUCUCGAUGACGAACGAGUCUUGCGAGCUUCUGCUCGGAUCGGCGCUUGUGAAGCAGUCAGCAUGGAUGCAAAACAUCCUAUCAUACUUCCGAAAGACCAUCGAAUCACUUGGCUAAUUGUACAACACUACCAUGUUAAAUUCUAUCAUCGCAACCAUCAGACAGUCAUCAAUGAAAAACGACAAAGGUUCCGUGUAACUCCUAGGUUAUCCAGUUUGUACUGGAAGGUUCGAGCGAAUUGCCAGUUGUGCAAGAAUCUGAAGGCUGCUCCGAGACCUCCUCGGAUGAGUAAUCUUCCAGCAACAAGACUUUCCGCGUUUACCAGACCAUUCUCGUUCGCAGGCGUCGACUAUUUCGGUCCGAUGUUUGUCACCGUGAAGCGUAGUACUGAAAAGCGUUGGGGCGUAUUGAUAACAUGUUUGACUAUUAGAGCUGUACACAUCGAGAUAGCACAUUCCUUGUCAGCAGAAUCCUGCAUAAUGGCACUUAGAAAUUUUAUGGGGAGAAGAGGUACACUGAUUCAAAUUUUUAGCGACCGUGGCACAAAUUUCAUAGGGGCAAAUAAAGAGCUUAAGUUGGCAUUAAGGGAAAUGGAUCAGAAUACUAUUCUUCGAGAAAUUUCAAGUCCAGAUACAACUUGGUCUUUCAUACCACCAGCGUCUCCUCAUAUGGGUGGAUCUUGGGAACGAAUGAUCCAAACAGUUAAACGUAACCUAAAUCAGAUCAAACCCAAGCACCAACUUAACGAUGAGGUGCUACGCAACUUGUUAAUAAAAGUAGAGAACACCGUCAACUCUAGGCCGCUAACUCAUGUUUCAUCUGAGGAUUCGGAGCAACCAGUAUUAACUCCGAACCACUUCUUGGUUGGGUCAUCGAACGGGUUGAAACCAGCCUCGUUGUUGGACGACAGGGACGAAGUCGUGAACAAAUCGUGGAAGUCGUCGCAGAUAGAAGCAAAUAUCUUCUGGAAACGUUGGGUACGAGACUACCUACCCGAUCUUACCGAACGUACAAAAUGGCACGCUCCAGUGGUUCCUAUCCAGGUGGGCGAUAUUGUGGUGGUAGUGGACUCCAAUCUACCUAGAAACUGCUGGCCAAUUGGCAGAGUUAUUUCAGCAGAACCAAGCAACGACGGAGAAGUAAGAAAGGCGGUCAUCCAGACAUCCAACGGAAUCUACGAACGACCAGCAGUGAAGCUUGCUGUACUGGAUGUUCAACGCAAAACGGAGUAA
This is a messenger RNA of Uranotaenia lowii, 2400 nucleotides long. RefSeq lists its product as uncharacterized. Gene Ontology annotation, molecular function: nucleic acid binding. The record is from RefSeq and is a predicted model, not a curated record. Gene Ontology annotation, biological process: DNA integration. NCBI's taxonomy places the organism in Eukaryota, Metazoa, Arthropoda, Insecta, Diptera, Culicidae. The coding region runs from base 1 to 2400 and encodes 799 amino acids. The transcript has a single exon.